AUGGAUCUUCACCCGUCACCUUUAAAUAAUCAUUACCAUGUAAGAGAGGAUGUAUACUUAAAACAGGGGUCCAAAAUGGACAUUGAUGAAAAUAGGUCACAGGUCCGAAGCUGCCGGCAACCCAAAAUAAUUUUUAGAAUGAAAAGAGAUCCAGAGCUAAAGAAGCAAAUUCGGGCGGAGAAUGCCAACAGCACUAAUUCUAAUUUACAGUUUAAAUGGGAGGAUGACAGUGAUGGCGAUCCUGGGUUUUCUCCGCCCCACAGAGGGGCAUGCAUCACACCAUCCAGAGAUCACAAGGCAAUGGGAGCCAGCAGUGGCGGUGCUAGCUGUAGCAGUAACGUGAGUGCGACAAGCAAAAACAUUUUUGAAACCAUGGGCCUGAAACACUCUGUGUCAGUUGAGCACAACUCUGAACCUAUAGUACCUCCCUCUAAAGUAAGCCCCCUUAAAAAAGUAAGAAAAGUGCGCCUAAAGAUGAUUGACACAUCUUUACACUUUGAUCUCAUUUCACCCUCAGCUAGCCCACCUAAGAGCUCUUAG
Messenger RNA from Lymnaea stagnalis (great pond snail), 540 nucleotides. NCBI's taxonomy places the organism in Eukaryota, Metazoa, Mollusca, Gastropoda, Lymnaeidae. The record is from the annotation of a GenBank genome assembly.